AUGACAGUUCCCAUCAAAGAAAAAUAACAAUACGAGAACAAUACCAUAAAUUUCAAUCACAAAAAAUGACGCGAUAAACACAAAGUGAAAAUAAAAUUUCUUUGUAGCAAGUGAGAUGAUCGUUGGAAAUUUAAUUAAAUUUAUUGUCAAACAUGUAGUUCAUUGCAAUUAUAACUGAAACGCCUAACAAAUCAAUCGAUAAUCAUCAAAAUCAUCAAUUCGACAAACAGUAUUCUAUUGAUCAAACGACUAAAUUGACCGCACGAACGGCGACGUUUUUUUUUUUUGGGUGUGCUUUCUGAUUCUUCGUCCCACUGUCCACAACAAUGCCAUGGUGGACAUGCUUCAAUUGUAUAAAUCUUAAGAAUCCGGACGAUGUGCUGACAUUAGACUUUUCUCACUGUCUUUUGUACGAUGUACCACCAGAUGUUUUCCAGUACGAGCGCACACUGGAGGAGCUGCACCUUGACUCGAAUCGGAUAAACGAUCUACCAAGGCAACUAUUUUAUUGCCACGAACUCAAGCGCCUGUAUCUGAACGACAAUGAAAUCGGAGAAAUUCCACCAGCCAUCGGUUCACUGAUCAAUUUGCAAAGCAUCAAUUUGUCGCGCAACGCACUGACAACGGUUGCCGAACAAAUAAAAUCGUGCAAACACUUAGUUCGAUUGGAUUUGAGCGUAAACAGCCUGGAACGUUUGCCGGAUGCUAUCACUAGUUUGAUAGCGCUGCAGGAACUGUACCUGAACGAUACAUUUCUGGAAUUUCUACCAGCUAAUUUCGGCCGAUUGACCAAUCUCCGGAUACUGGAAUUGCGUGACAAUAAUUUGAUGACCUUGCCCAAAUCCAUUGCAAGGCUGGUGAACUUAUCGCGCAUCGACAUCGGAAACAAUGAGUUCACUGAACUGCCUGAAGUAAUCGGUCAACUAGUCAAUUUGACCGAAUUGUGGAUCGACAACAAUCGCAUCCGGCGGAUAUCAUCCAAUGUCGACAAUCUACGGAAAUUGGUCCAUUUCGAAGCGUCCAACAAUUUGCUAACACAAUUACCGAACGAGUGCUGCAAUUGGUCCAAGUUGCAGGAGCUAAGCGUCUCGUCGAACGAAUUGGAGCAAUUGCCGCCGGCCCUCGGUGACAUGAAGAGUCUAAUCGCACUGAAGGUCGACGAAAAUCAAUUGCAAGAGUUACCCGAUUCGAUAUCGCAACUGGAAUGUUUGGAGGAGCUAAUGGUCAGUCACAACGACCUGUUCCGGUUGCCACAGUCCAUUGGCUUAUUGCGAAAACUACGCUUUUUAACGGCCGACGAAAAUUUCCUGCGCAACCUGCCCAAUGAAAUAUGCAGCUGCAUCAAUUUGACGAUAUUGAGUGUACGCGGCAACAAACUGACGAGCAUUCCACAGGACAUCGGUCAUUUGUUGAAUUUGAAGGUCAUCAAUGUGGUCAACAAUUUUCUAACUUAUUUGCCAGUGUCGCUGUUGAAUUUGACCCAAUUAUCGGCUCUGUGGAUAUCAGACAAUCAAGGUCAGCCGUUGAUGCCGUUGCAAAAGGAAUUCGGCGCCGGACAAAUUGUACAUUUAACGUGUUACUUGCUGCCUCAAAAUGUCGCCUCGUCAAUGAACCGCGAAUCACCGGAUGACAAGGACGACAACGAAAUCGUUACGCCCACUCAUACUGCCCAUCAAGCAGCUAUGAUCGAUUCAAUGAUGGGUAAAAGGCGCAUCUGUUUCGCAUCGGAUCCGGUUGUGACUGUGGAACAAAAUGGUCGUCUGAUGCGGUCGCCAACUCCGUAUCCGAAAGAGUUGCGCGUAUUGGCCAAAUAUGCGAAAAAUGUGCACAAAACCAAUUUCACAGAGUACGAUCAUGCCGACGGGAUUCAGGAAACUAAAAAUCCAGAAACGUCCGUCGAAAUCAAAGAAGCUCUGGUCACCACCAAUCCAUCGAUGAAAUUGAAUUCGAAUGGCAAUUAUUGUGGAAUCGAAGAAGAGCCAUUGCUCAACCAAUCGCAUCCACCGUACACAAAUCCAGCCGACAUUCAAUUAAUGCUACAAUCACCAUCGUUGCAAACUGAUGAGAUCGAUGGUGGCGCACAAGCCUCCGAUUAUUUCUACGUUCAAAAACCGCCACCACAACCGAUGCCAAUCACAAACUACGAGAACAUCAACCACUGUAACAAUCUGUAUGCACCACAUCCGUCCAAUUCUAAAUGCGAAUCCACUUUAUCACUGUCCAAUCAAUUCGAUCAGCAAUAUGCCGUCAAAGAACUUCCAUCCGGUCUGCGCACAAGUGUGACCAAUUCCUUAAUUAGUGAGAACUUUAACGUGUCCGAUGCGGAUCCGCUAAAUGUGAAUUAUCAGCCGUGUCAUCUACCUCGUUCACCGCAAUGCUUUAUCACCACAAACAGUCCGAUUGACCAUCCACAGCCACAUCAUCACCAAGGAUACGUGAUGUAUCCCAUGCAACUUCAGCAUUCGCUUCAACCGGAUCAUCAUUAUCACGUUCAACGUGCCAUGGAACCCAUUUACUACACGAAAAACAAUCAGCCACAAGAGCCAACCUGGCCGAGCCGCAUACCAGCGAAUAGCAACGGUCUAGCCAAAUUACCAACGCACCUUGAAACCAAUCGUCCAUCGUCCAUCGCAAUGAAACCGCCACCCUACGUUUAUGCCAAAAAUUUCACGAGAAUGACGCCCAACGAUCUCAUGCUGUACGAAUCGUUCCGCAAUAAAACGUUGAACAAUGGAGAUGCGCACGAUGUGUCGAGCGUGACGAACGGUCACGAUAAUGGGUACAACGGUUGCAAUGAUAGCAAUGAAAAUGGAAUGCAAACACGGCCGUCGAACGGAACGGAUUCGAAUGAGAAUCGGGAAAGCGAUGCGGACGAAGAGGAUGUAAUUGGUGACGUUGAGAGUACGAUGAACAAAAAUGUGAACGAAGACCAGAAUCAGACGAAUGGAAAGCAAUUCGGUGCACGAACCGACGACAUCGGAACUAUGAACAUUUCGAAAAGCGUACGCAGUGGGAAGCCGUGGAUGUUUGGCGUUCACAAGAAUCCCAAAGUGAUGCAAUUAAGUUUGCCGAAAGAGUCGGACAUCGGGUUCAAGUUAACCGAAUUGCAAAAUGAGGGAAUUUUCGUCGAGGAAGUGAGCAAUGCAUCAGCUGCGAGCCGUCUGUUGAAGAAAAUGGACAAAAUUCUGGACAUCGAUGGCGUCGAUUUUACCAGCAUCUCACUGAAAGAAGCCACCACCGUUCUGUCGAAUGCGGGUCCCAUACUCAACAUCAUGCUAUCGCGAAUAUGAGAAUUCACAGUGUCAUUAUUGAGCUCCGACAUUCGGUCUGCGUUCCAACCAAAUAUUUUCAGAAGCAAAACACAAAACCUAGCCCAGGCCUUUCUGCAUUAUUCGUUCAGUUCCUGGCUGUUCGUCACAUUGUACCUGUAAGUGUAUUAUGGUUGUCAAUGAAUGGUACCAGUUUAGGAUCAACGCAAUCCGGAAAUAUUGUUUCCGUUUCUGUUUCCGUUUCCUUUUAUAUAUAAGCCGUGACGUCAUGAAAAUAAAAUCUUUUUUUUUUUAA
Messenger RNA from Bradysia coprophila, 3564 nucleotides. RefSeq names its product leucine rich repeat containing protein 7 lap1 (gene Lap1). Gene Ontology annotation, biological process: receptor clustering; neurotransmitter receptor transport, endosome to postsynaptic membrane; neurotransmitter receptor transport postsynaptic membrane to endosome. NCBI's taxonomy places the organism in Eukaryota, Metazoa, Arthropoda, Insecta, Diptera, Sciaridae. The record is from RefSeq and is a predicted model, not a curated record. Gene Ontology annotation, molecular function: protein kinase binding. Gene Ontology annotation, cellular component: adherens junction; postsynaptic membrane; postsynaptic density.